CAUGUGAUCAGAAAGAGGAGGAGAGAUAGGGCAUGGCUCAGUUCUAACUUUAUAAUCAGGUAGUUUAUAGAAAUGAAAUAGAAAUCACACUCAACCUCGAAGGUAGCACAGAGCCUCCAAAAAGAAAAAAAGAAAAAAGAAGAGGCCAUAGGAUGAACAAAUACAUGGAUUGAAAUGUACAAGAUCUCAGGACUGCACUCAGUAGACACAUGAGAGCUGUUCUUCAACAUGGAUGAAGAGACCCAUCAAGGCUUAUUAGGGCCUAAAGGACAGAUACAUUUAAGGUCAUCCAUGAACGCAAACCAUCUUUAUGGCUCCAUCGCCGGCGAUCCAGAAGAGACCCAAACCCUCAUCAGUAAUACAAACAGCAGUAUGCCUUCACGCCGAAGAGCUUACAUCGCCGUCGCUGUGCUGUGCUACGUGAACAUGCUCAACUACAUGGACCGCUACACCAUCGCAGGAGUUCUGUCUAGCCUCCAGAAUUACUUUAAUAUCAGCGACAGCACAUCUGGACUAUUACAGACAGUUUUUAUCUGCAGUUUCAUGCUGCUGGCUCCAGUCUUCGGGUACCUCGGAGACCGGUAUAACAGGAAGCUGAUCAUGGUGGGCGGGAUGAUCGCAUGGAUUAUCAUAAGCCUGGGCAGCUCCUUUAUCACAGCAGAGUACUUUUGGGUGCUGGUUCUCAUGCGGGCCUUGGUCGGCAUUGGAGAGGCCAGUUACUGCACCAUAGCUCCAACCAUUAUCGGAGACUUGUUCACUGGCUCCAAAAGAACCAUCAUGAUCUCCUUCUUCUACAUUUUCAUCCCUGUUGGAAGUGGUCUUGGGUACAUUCUGGGAGCAACAAUUGCUACUGCUACAGGAGACUGGCAUUGGGCCCUCAGGCUGAACCCAAUUUUGGGCGUACCAGGGGUGAUCCUUCUUGUGCUCCUGACCCCCAACCCUCCACGAGGAGGCGCCGAAACCAAUGGAGAAGCAUGCAUAGAGAACACGUCUUACCUAGAAGACAUCAAGUAUCUACUCAGGAACCGAAGCUUUGUAUGGUCAUCUUUGGGAGUGACCGCCAUGGCUUUCGUCACAGGUGCUUUGGCUUUCUGGACCCCCACCUUUAUGUCUCGUGCUCGAGUCAUCCAGGGCAUCAUUCCUGCAUGCUCUAAAGAACCAUGUGACCCUUUAGACAGUUUCGUCUUCGGAGGAAUCACGGUGGUGACGGGAUUUGUGGGUGUUUUCAUCGGCUCCUUAAUAUCUAAGAAGCUGAAAGACAGAGUGGCCAAUGCUGACCCACUCAUCUGCGCUGUGGGAAUGCUUAGCUCUUCUCCCUGCUUGUUCAUCGCCAUGAUCCUUGCAUCCAUCAGCAUUCCUGCUACAUAUACAUUUAUUGCUAUUGGUGAAAUCCUACUUUCUCUGAACUGGGCAAUUCUAGCUGACAUCCUACUGUAUGUUGUUAUACCAACCCGAAGGUCAACAGCUGAAGCGUUACAGAUUUUAACAUGUCAUCUGCUUGGUGAUGCAGGAAGUCCAUACCUCAUUGGCAUAGUCUCAGAUGCUUUGAGUAAUCUUGAACCUCAAUCUCCUGUCUGGAGAUUCCGCAGUCUGGAGUACAGCGUCAUCAUCUGUCCUUUUAUUGGUGUUCUGGGAGGUCUUUUCUUCCUCCUGACUGCCCUUUAUAUCAAAGAGGACAGGAAGGCUGCUGAGAUGCUGAUGAAAGGAGAAACUCCAGACCAAGCUGAACCUCUCAUAGAGUCGACCUGACCCUGAGCACACACUCAAACACAAGAAGAUCUGAACUCAUGGAGCUCAUAGGCACUGCUCUGUAUAUAUGGCACAGUGAUUUCCUUUUAAUAUGUUUUAAUAACAUUUUUAUUGGUGGAUAUUUCUAGAACAGUUUUGUGGUUAUAUACAGUACAAUUACAAUCCUUUCAAUGGUCCAUUGCUAUGUCUGUGUGUAUACUCAUCAGGUCAACUCCUUCUGUGAACUUUAAUUCUCAGAACACACUGCGGUCUACAAACAUGGCUGCCAUGAACUACAAUCAUAUGACAAUACAAUCAAUCUAGCUCGGAACACCAUCUGCAGGUUCACAGGCUUUCAGCGCUAACCACACACACACACACACACACACACACACACACACACACACACACACACACGAGUAAUUCAAUUACACAAACCUAUGCGUUUUGUCUGUUUAUUGCAUUUUUAUUAUUUUUUUUACUUUUUUUUUUACCGUCUUGUAAAGUUUUGUAAUUGUCUGCUUGAAUUAUUAAAAU
Tachysurus vachellii is the source of this 2265-nucleotide messenger RNA. It is a transcript of the gene spns3, whose product is annotated as SPNS lysolipid transporter 3, sphingosine-1-phosphate (putative). NCBI's taxonomy places the organism in Eukaryota, Metazoa, Chordata, Actinopteri, Siluriformes, Bagridae. Gene Ontology annotation, cellular component: membrane. The coding region runs from base 229 to 1749 and encodes 506 amino acids. The transcript has 13 exons. The record is from RefSeq and is a predicted model, not a curated record. Gene Ontology annotation, molecular function: transmembrane transporter activity. Gene Ontology annotation, biological process: transmembrane transport.